Molecule: messenger RNA, 609 nt
Organism: Colletotrichum lupini
Lineage: Eukaryota; Fungi; Ascomycota; Sordariomycetes; Glomerellales; Glomerellaceae
Exons: 3
Coding region: 1-609 (202 amino acids)
Source: RefSeq, a predicted model, not a curated record
AUGAUGCCGGUAGCCGGAUUACAAACGGUCUUUCAAAUCAAUACCGCCAACAUGGUCUCGCUUUACAAUGCCUCCAUCCCCAUGAUGCUCAAAUAUCUGGGCAAUCUCAAAGUCAUCCUCACAAAAGCUGAACAGCACUGCAUCGCCAAAGAUCUCAACCAAGAAGAGAUGAUCAAGUUCAGACUCAUCGAGGAUAUGCGAAGCCUCGACUACCAAGUCCAAUCAAUCUCCAACACCGCAAAAUUCCUCGCCACCCGCGUAGCUCGAGCCCCAGACACCUACUUCCCCGACGACGAAACCACCUUCCCCCAACUCCAAUCCCGCGUCGACGCCACCGUCGCCAUCCUCGCCGCCCUCGACCCUGAAACCUCCAUGCCCGCCGGCCGCGAAGACGACGAAAUCCUUAUGGAGACGAAAUCCAUGGGCACCUUCCGCUUCACGGGCUACUCGUACGUGGUCCAGUACGCCUGCCCAAACUUCCACUUCCACCUCGGCUCCGCCUACUGCAUCCUCCGCCAUCUGGGGGUGCCCCUGACGGCCUUUGAUUACCUCGACACGCAGCGGGACUUGUUUGUCAAGGUCGAGGAGAAGAAGCAAGAAGAAGCCUGA